UGACCGAAACCCCGGCCCCAGGGAUGUGGCACCUCGGACCCAGGCCGGGGUAGGGACUGCCAGGAGGGUGCUGGACUAGGCGCGGGACAUUCAGGAGGCCCACUGUCUGCGGGCUGCCUCCCCUCACCCCCCGCGAGCGCGACUCCACGAUCCAGAGGCAGCCAACAUAACCACCCUAGCUCAGCAUCGGCCUGGGUGGAGGCGACCAGAAACAGUUCCCUGGCCCCCGGCGUUGGGGGCGGGUGAAGGGUGGGGACGGUAGAGGGGGGCAAGGUCGGGGAGCAUUGGUUGGUUUCUGGGGGGAGAGCGCGCCAGGGAGGCGGGAGGCUGAAGAGCAGGCCUCAAAGGUCCCAGCGCGGAUGCCGCAGCCCAUUGUGCUUCCUGCACCUCACGCUCUGUUGCAGAGGAGCCCCGGCCGGGAAGUCCCGACGCGUCUCUCCCAAGGCCGGGCCGCCUCGUCCGCUCUAGUCCAGCGGAGCCGAAGCGUCUCGGACCAAUCCCCGGUGAUUAUGCAAGACGGCGGACCAAUCAGCUCCGCCAUCUCAUGAAUAUUUAUGACCUUGGCUGAGUCAAAGCUUUGAACCGAGUUUGGGGAGCUCGGAGCAUCAUGCUUAGACUUUUCAAAGAGACAAACUCCAUUUUCUUAUGAAUGGAAAGUGAAAACCCCUGUUCCGCUUAAAUUGGUUUCCUUCCUGUCCUGAGAAACAUAGAGACCCCCAAAAGGAAGGCAGAGGAGAGAAAGACCCACACCCAGACCCCGCGAGAAGAGAUGACCAUGACCACCAUGCCAGAAAGUCUCAACAGCCCCGUGUCGGGCAAGGCGGUGUUUAUGGAGUUUGGGCCGCCCAACCAGCAAAUGUCUCCUUCUCCCAUGUCCCACGGGCACUACUCCAUGCACUGUUUACACUCGGCGGGCCACACGCAGCCCGACGGUGCCUACAGCUCGGCCUCGUCCUUCUCCCGACCACUGGGCUACCCCUACGUCAACUCGGUCAGCAGCCACGCGUCCAGCCCCUACAUCAGUUCGGUGCAGUCCUACCCCGGCAGCGCCAGCCUCGCCCAGAGCCGCCUGGAGGACCCAGGGGCGGAUUCCGAGAAGAGCACCGUGGUGGAAGGCGGUGAAGUGCGCUUCAAUGGCAAAGGGAAAAAGAUUCGCAAACCCAGGACAAUUUAUUCCAGUUUGCAGUUGCAGGCUUUGAACCGAAGAUUCCAGCAAACUCAGUACUUGGCUCUGCCCGAGAGGGCGGAGCUCGCGGCCUCCUUGGGACUCACGCAGACUCAGGUCAAGAUCUGGUUCCAGAACAAGCGCUCCAAGUUCAAGAAGCUGAUGAAGCAGGGUGGAGCGGCUCUGGAGGGCAGCGCGCUGGCCAAUGGCAGGGCCCUGUCUGCCGGCUCCCCACCUGUGCCGCCUGGCUGGAACCCUAACUCUUCAACCGGGAAAGGCUCAGGCAGCAGUGCGGGCUCCUACAUCCCCAGCUACACGUCGUGGUAUCCUUCAGCGCACCAAGAAACCAUGCAGCAGCCCCAACUCAUGUGAAGCUGCCCGCUUGCACCUGCCUGCCUCCUUCCCAUCUCCCUCCAUCCGGGCCCCUCCUGUCUCCAGGUCCAGACACCCGACUGCAUGCCCUGGGCCCGGUGGGAAAGGGCCCAGAAGGAAGGAAGGGACAGCGAAAGGGCAGGUCGCCCGCCUCCUCGGAACCCCUCGAGUUCCGACCCAGCGACUCCCCAGAGCUCAUGCUCUUGCCCGAACCCUGGCCUGGGCCACGCGGUGACAGCAGAGGGACUUGAGGUACAGGCAUUGUCACCCAAGACAGCUGGAGCAGCAAGACUAACCGGCUCACCAGACCUGCCCCCCACCCCCCAGCUUUGUGGGACUAUCAGGAAAACGGAACAAUGUAGAAAAAGCAAAAGCUCUUUUCUGUCCUGUCUCGUCUCCUUUCGUGCUAAGUCAAGGUCUUCGUCUGUCUGCUGUUCUCAUACUGAGGCCUCUGCGAAAAGUCACCAGGUCUGAGCCACAAGCGGUCCAUGGGGCCGCCCAUCUCCCAAUCCUGGACAUUUUAUCCUUUCAGGCCUCCUGGACCCUGCCUCACCAUCUGUGUAGUUUGUUUGGGAACUGGGGAAGUUGGAGGGAGGGGGUUUUAUUUAUUGAAAAAUGGACUUUGGCGGAGGCUGAGUGUUGGUUCUGUGGUGUGCAGACAGCUCACCAUCCAAACACACUGCUUACCUUAAAGGCACCCGGAAUGAACGAACGAACAAGGAGGACACGAUGGUUUUUAACUCACACAGUAACUUUUGUACUUCACUAGUAUGGAGUUGUUGAAGCCGAAUGAUUCGCAUUUUUUACAUGUUCCGUAUUAUAAAAAAAAUAAUAAGAGAAAGAGAUAGUGAAGCCAGCAUGGUUCUGUCAUCUUGAGAGGAACACUUGGUUGCUUUGCCUGGACAAGAAGGAAGAAAAUUCUAGUUUGGGAAAAAAGAGAGGAUCCAUGGGCAACAGAGGAAAAACAGGCAGGGCCCUAAGUCUAGUGGGCUUUAAAGUAAGACAAAAGCAGCUUUACAACAAUCCUGGAGAUUCUACCACAGAAAAAUACCAGUCCACCCCUAACACACAGUCUCCAUUGCAGGAGCUAUUGGCUGUAUAUAUAAUUAUUAUUGUUAUUAUUAUUGUUCUGUAAACAUGUUGCACAAGCUUAGCCUUUUUCCGUUCUGUUGUGUGUGGCAGUAAAACCCGAUGCUUUGUGAAAUAAGAAUCUUGACAUUUUACUUGUGAGAUUUGGAAAAUGUGACCAAUUGAAAUCAACCGUGUUUUGUGUUCUCUAUGUCAAAGUUUAGUUUUAUAUUGAGAAUGUUAACUUAUUGCUUUGUAUCUUGGAGAAAAAAGAACUUUGUAAAUAAGUUAUAAAGUUUCUUUGAGACA
Messenger RNA from Fukomys damarensis (Damara mole-rat), 2914 nucleotides. It is a transcript of the gene Dlx1, whose product is annotated as distal-less homeobox 1. The record is from RefSeq and is a predicted model, not a curated record. The transcript is spliced from 3 exons. Gene Ontology annotation, biological process: cell differentiation; embryo development; negative regulation of transcription by RNA polymerase II. Bases 770 to 1537 code for a protein of 255 amino acids. Lineage: Eukaryota; Metazoa; Chordata; Mammalia; Rodentia; Bathyergidae. Gene Ontology annotation, molecular function: DNA-binding transcription factor activity, RNA polymerase II-specific; RNA polymerase II cis-regulatory region sequence-specific DNA binding.